Messenger RNA from Numida meleagris (helmeted guineafowl), 2037 nucleotides. RefSeq names its product gap junction protein beta 1 (gene GJB1). Bases 1042 to 1881 code for a protein of 279 amino acids. Gene Ontology annotation, biological process: cell communication. Gene Ontology annotation, cellular component: connexin complex. NCBI's taxonomy places the organism in Eukaryota, Metazoa, Chordata, Aves, Galliformes, Numididae. The record is from RefSeq and is a predicted model, not a curated record. The transcript is spliced from 2 exons.
CGAUCAGAAAUCUACUGGUUUCAUUGCUUUUUAAUGUAAUUUCCACCGGAGUUGCCAUGGAAACCAGGCAUGGGGGCCUGAAUCGCCUCCAGGCAGCGCAGCAGCAGAGCUGGGCCAAAGGCUGGGGCUGGGGAUGCCGGGGGGGGGCAGGCAGUGCUGCACGGCUGCUGCUUUGGGGGGUCCUCGUCCUGCAGCCAGCACGAAGCAGGGGGCACCCGGCAGCCAGCCGACCCUUUGCCGUGGGGCUGAUGGAGGGCUGCCCACUGGUAUCCUCCUGCACCCCAAAUCCUGAGCCCGCAGCCCCACCCGGCGCUGCCCCGAGCUCGGUGCCCUCUGCUCAGACCCACCCAGCUCUCCCAUCGGAUGCCGCCUUCAGCGCCAGCUGCAGGAGAACUGGGAUGGAUGGAAACCCUGGAAACCCACAUUGGUCCACAGGGGACGGGUUGCCAUGGCGAUGCCAUCGCUCCGCAGCGCGGCUCCGGCGCAGCCCCCUCGCUGCGGUGCGGGCAGUGGGGCCAGCGCUGCCCGGGGAAUGGCAGCCCACCCCCGUGCCCCCGGGGGCACUGCCAGAUGCCCACCCUGCAGUCCCCCCCAUGGAGAGAGGAGGUGGGUUCCUGCCCCACAGCGGGGGCUCGCCCUGCCCUUCUGUGCCCCAUUCUUUGCCCUCCCUACACACCAGCGCGGCCACCCCAGCAGGACCCCGGGUGCAAGUUGGUGACAGGUGACGCGUUGCCAUUAAGCUCCUGAUUCUGCCGUCCUCCCCAGCCUGCUGCCAUCUGCUCUGGGUAUCCCCACCAUCAGCAGAAGAGGGGACACCGCGUCCCUGAGAGUGGUCAGCGUCCGCGUGAGGACACGGGAAAUCCUCAGCUCCGGGGACGUGGUUGGAGCUGCGGGCAAAGAGAAGCUGGAGGGAACUGAACCGCGAUGGCAGCGUGGCACGGGGAGGGCGUGAGCGGCCACUGCGUGUCCGUGAUGCUCCAGGAGCCACCGCCAGUGGGAGCACAGCAGCAUCGCCGCGUCCUCGUCCUGGCGUGAGGAGCCAUGAACUGGGCCGGCCUCUACGCGGUGCUGAGCGGGGUGAACCGCCACUCCACCGCCAUCGGGCGCAUCUGGCUCUCCGUCAUCUUCAUCUUCAGGAUCAUGGUGCUGGUGGUGGCGGCCGAGAGCGUCUGGGGGGACGAGAAGUCCGCCUUCACCUGCAACACGCAGCAGCCCGGCUGCAACAGCGUCUGCUACGACCACUUCUUCCCCAUCUCGCACAUCCGCCUGUGGGCCCUGCAGCUCAUCCUGGUCACCACGCCGGCCCUGCUCGUGGCCAUGCACGUGGCCUACCAGCAGCACCAGGAGAAGAAGCUGCUGCUGAUGACGGGCCACGCGGAUGCCAAGCACCUGGAGGAGGUGAAGAAGCACAAGAUGCGCAUUGCGGGAUCGCUGUGGUGGACGUACGUCUGCAGCGUGGUCUUCAGGCUGCUCUUUGAGGCCGUCUUCAUGUACCUCUUCUACAUGAUCUACCCCGGCUACCAGAUGGUGCGGCUGGUCAAGUGCGAGGCCUACCCCUGCCCCAACACCGUCGAUUGCUUCGUCUCGCGGCCCACCGAGAAGACCAUCUUCACCGUCUUCAUGUUGGUCACCUCCAGCGUCUGCAUCGUGCUCAACAUGGCCGAGCUGGUCUACCUGGUGGUGCGGGCCUGCGCGCGUCGCGGCCGCCACAACUCCAACCCCUCCUCGGGGAAGGGCUCCUUCUACGGGCACAAGCUCUCCUCCGAGUACAAGCAGAAUGAGAUCAACCAGCUGCUGACCGAGCAGGACGGAUCCCUCAAGGACAUGCUGCGCCGCAACCCCGGCCUGCAGGAGAAGGGCGACCGCUGCUCCGCCUGCUGAGGCCCACACCGCCCCACAGCUGCCCCACAGCCCUGGGGAGGGCCCACGCCGCCCCUGUUUCGCGUAUCGCACACCCGGUGCCGGCCCUCCUGGACAGCGGGGAUGGGGAGGGCACGGCUGCUGCUGCGUGCUCGGGCCAUUAAAUGUCCAUUCUCA